Molecule: messenger RNA, 8497 nt
Organism: Erpetoichthys calabaricus (reedfish)
Lineage: Eukaryota; Metazoa; Chordata; Cladistia; Polypteriformes; Polypteridae
Gene: otogl
Product: otogelin-like
Exons: 53
Coding region: 1-7731 (2576 amino acids)
Biological process (GO): L-arabinose metabolic process
Cellular component (GO): extracellular matrix
Molecular function (GO): alpha-L-arabinofuranosidase activity; protein binding
Source: RefSeq, a predicted model, not a curated record
AUGGGGAGUAUUGAGUCAGAGAAAAUAUUGGUCAUCGUCCUCAACCAGGGACAAGACAGAGAUGGAAUCUGCAGAUCUUGGGGGCAGUACCACUUUGAAACUUUUGAUGGCAUCUACUAUUACUUCCCAGGGAGAUGUUCAUACAUCCUGGCCAAAGACUGUCAUAGCACAGAACCACAGUAUACAAUAUGGGUUCACAACAGUCGUGACUGCAAUAGUUCAGUGUAUUCCUGUCCUAGGUCCAUAAGCCUAUUUUUCCACAAUGAAGAAGAAAUUCAUAUUGUUAGCCAUGAGGUUAAGAAAGGUGGUCGAAGAUUACCUGAGUCUCUUUUUAGGUUGUCUUUACCCAUAACUAUUCGACAUGUAUUCAUUGAAAGACUGGCUGACUAUAUAUUGGUGAAGAGCACAUUUGGUUUUUCCCUGGCAUGGGAUGGCGGCACAGGUGUUUAUAUCAAAAUGUCAGAGGAGCAUAAAGAACAGCCUUGUGGGCUCUGUGGAAACUUCAAUGAUAAUGCACUGGAUGAUCUCACCACUAGCUACAAUGUGCAGACGGAAGAUACUGUUAGAUUUGGAAAUAGCUGGGCUGUGCAGAUACCGACAGAGCCACCGUGCCAGCCUGUGGAAGAAGAUUUCCAAGGUCCUUGUGCUACAGAAUCUGAAAUGGUGGAUGCUAUGGAGAAGUGCAGUGCCAUUUUAUUCUUCCCCUUUGUCUCCUGUCAUGAAAACAUUGACCCCAACCCAUAUGUUUCCAGCUGUAUCAGCGACCAUUGCAUGUCAGGCGACGAUGACACAUUCUGCCGCUCAAUCAUGGAAUACACUAGAGCAUGUUCACAUGCUGGUUAUCCUGUGAGGGAAUGGAGAGACAACUUCCCAGUCUGCUCUGAUGAAUGUGAAGACAGCUUUGUUCACAGAGACUGUAUCAGCUGUUGUCCUCCAACUUGUACCUUUGAGAAAGAAUGCCUUGGCAGUAAUCUUCACUGCCUAGAUGGAUGCUACUGCCCUGAUGGACUAAUUAUGGAGAAUGGAACUUGCAUUCCUGUUUCAAACUGCCCAUGUGUAUAUCACGGAACAGCCUAUCAACAAGGUUAUUUACUGGAACAAGGCUGCAGUGCCUGUGUGUGUAAUAGCGGAACUUGGAACUGCACAGAAAACAACUGUUCAGCGGAGUGCUCAGUAACGGGAGACACUCACGUCACUUCCUUUGAUGGACGAAUCUUCAUGCUUGUAGGCACCUGCCAGUAUAUUCUCGUCAAGAGUUGGAGAACUAGCAAGUUCACUGUGAUUCUGCAGAAUAUGCCCUGUGGUGAGGCGCUGGAGCAAUCCUGCAUUCAGUCUGUAAUAUUGGUUGUAGAUGAGGAUGUUAACAAGCAGGUUACACUCACUAGAGAUGGAGAAGUGUUGAUUGGCAUUAACCAGGCUGCUAAUCUUCCAUAUAUUGAAGGGGACAUUGAAAUUCACAAGAUCACAUCAUUGUUUAUUCAGAUAAAGACUCACUUUGGUGUACGAAUACAGUUUGAUGGAAUAGGGGGAAGACUGUACUUACAAGUUGAGAGCAGCUGGAAAGGUGGAACUCUGGGUCUGUGUGGUACCUUUAACGGAAACUUAAGAGAUGAUUUUCUGUCUCCUUCAGGCAUGAUUGAAGGCACUCCCCAGCUUCAUACUAAUGCCUGGAAAGUAUCAUCAGCAUGCACAAGCCCUUUGAAUAUUCCCUUAAUAGACCCAUGUGAAAUGAAUCAGCAAAACGCUUUUUAUGCAUCACAGUGUGACGUCAUUAAUGAAGAGUUGUUUGCGCCUUGUCACUCAUAUGUAAGCCCUAGUGUAUAUUAUCAACAAUGUCGUUAUGAGGCUUGCAAGUGUGGGAGCAGCUGUCUUUGUACUGCCCUUGCCCAUUAUGCAUACAUCUGUGCCAAGCACAAAGUCAUUGUGAACUUUAGGGCUCACGUCUCUGAAUGUGGUAUGAUUUGUCUUGGUGGCAUGCAAUAUCAUUCGUGCACAUCUACUUGUGGCAAUACUUGUCAUGCUCUGUCUAAAAAUGAGGAAUGUAAUGAUGACUGUGCAGAAGGAUGCAACUGCCCUCUAGGAACAUAUUUUGAUGAAGUGAGACAGCGCUGCGUAACAGAAGGCAUGUGUCACUGCUAUUUUCUGGGUGUUAUAUAUCAAGCUGGAGAAGUUUCAUUUAGUGCAUCAGGACCAUGUUUGUGUAGAAAUGGUCGUAUGGAAUGUGCUCCUGAAGAGCCAGAUCCAGAGCCUGGUGAAUGUCCACCAGGGAAGAUUUAUUUAAACUGCAGAGAUCUCCAGGCUGGACAGCCCCGCACAGGCAUUGCCUGUGAAGUAACUUGCAGGAAUCUGAUGAUGAACUUGACCUGUCCUCCAAUGACACCCUGUGUGUCAGGGUGUGGAUGUCCACCUGGGUUGGUGAGACACAAACAAGAAUGCUACUUCCCUGAAAAUUGUCCUUGUGCUUGGAUGGGACAGGAUUACUUGCCUGGAGAGGUGGUAUCCACUGCUUGCUACAAAUGUGUUUGUCAGCGAGGAUUUUUUAACUGUACUCAUUAUCCCUGUCCAGCGGUUUGUACAGUAUACAGUGACCGUCAUUAUCACACCUUUGAUGGCCUGGAAUAUGACUAUGUCAGUGACUGCCAGGUUUACCUAAUAAAGAGCAAUAAUGGAACAGAAGUCUCUGUAACAGCAGAGAACAAAGAUUGUUACGAAAGUGGCAUUAUCUGCAUGAAGCACCUUACCAUCUUUGUUGGUUCUUCAAAAAUCUAUUUCAAUGAUAAUUCUGGAAAACCAAGUUCUUCAAGUGUCAUUGGAAGGGGUUACGAAUUUCAGCUGUGGAAAGCUGGCUAUUAUACUGUGCUGCAUUUUCUAAAGCAAGAAAUAACUAUUCUUUGGGACACUAAAACUACAGUGCACAUACAAGCUGGACCACAGUGGAAGGGCCAGCUAACAGGAAUGUGUGGUAACUUUGAUAAAAUUACUGUAAAUGAUAUGACAACAUCAAGUAACAUUGAGGUAAGCAAUGCUCAAGCAUUUGGAGACAGCUGGGCCCUUGGACAGUGUGAAAGUGACUUUGUAGUGAAGAGGCCAUGUGAAGGUGAUCUUAUCAGGCAGCCAUAUGCUAAAAGAGAAUGUGCUAUACUGUACAGUGAUGUAUUUACACCCUGUCAUAAUGUGGUUGAUGUGACUUGGUUCUAUAAAAAUUGCCUGACUGAUACUUGCAAUUGUAACCGUGGUGGGGACUGUGAAUGUCUCUGUACAAGUAUAGCAGCGUAUGCUCACAAAUGUUGCCAACUUGGAGUAGCAGUAAACUGGAGAUCUCCUUCUGUCUGCUCAUAUGAUUGUGAAUACUACAAUCGAGAACUAGGUGAAGGACCUUACAUACUGUUUAACUCUGCCUACAAUGACACUGUUUUUGGUGCUAAUAUAACAAGUGGAGAAGUUUUUCCAUUGCCAAAGAUCAGUGCAGAAGGAAAAGUUCUUUUUAAUUUUAUGAUAAUAGCUGGACUUUAUAAGGACAGAUUUUCAAGGUUGCCAGUUGUGUCCUUUGAAUCAGCAGAGAGGCCAAAUUACUUUCUUUGUGCUUCUGAAGAUGGUUCUUUGAGGCUGGAACAAUGGAGUGCUAAUGAAGAUUUUAGAAAAGAGGCCACCUUCUUGCACCACCAGGGCCUGUGGAUGCCAGGCUACAGUUCCUUCGAGUUGUAUAACCAAAAGGGAUUUUUUGUUACACUAACGAGAUUUCUUGUUAGAGCAGUGAUGUAUGACAAUACAGAGGAGUUUAAACAUAUCAGCAGCUUCACAAUUGAAGACAGCAGUACUAUUAUUCCAUACCGAAUGAUGUGUGAGUGGAGAUAUCACACGUGUUCAAGUCCUUGUGUUAAAACAUGCAGUGACCCCGAAGCUUCAAAAUGUAUUUUUUUACCUCCAGUGGAAGGUUGCUUUCCACGAUGUCCUAAGAAUAUGAUCCUUGAUGAGGUAACACGGAGAUGUGUCUACCCUGAAGACUGCAUUGUUUUACCACCCACUCCUACUCCAUAUAUGGUAGUAACAAGGUUGAACAGGACAACCUCAGUCCCUUCUGCUACCUCAAGAACUACCACAAUGUUAACAACGUCAGCAGUGACAGAAAUGAGGAUCACUCCAGUAAAAGUAACUGUAUCAGAGCAGACCAAUGCCACUGCUACACCUGAAUAUACCACUGCAAGGACUACCCCAACAACCACUGAAUUAUCAUCAUCAUCUAUAAUGACUACAUCUGCUGUGACUUCUUCUUUCGUGACUUCCACUGGUAUUUUAACAACGCUAAGCUCAGCGGAUACUCUGAUUACUUUAGCAACAGAACCAAAGACUGCUAAAACCACACAGAUAGCAACAUCAGCGCACACUCCACCAUCUACAGUUUCAACAGAACAAUCUAUAUCUGUUCCCUACGUGUCAACAUCCAGAUCUACUGUGUAUUUAGUAGAGGCUAUACAAACAACCACAGCUAUGAAAAACAGAACAACAGAAUUUGCUCCUGUUGUUCAGUCUACCACCAUAGCUGUAACCACUCCACAUUCGUCUACAGCUACAACUUUUCCUUUAUCCACUGAAGAAAAGCUCUCUUCUUCAACAACACUUAGAACUGAAAUUGGGUCCUCUACAUCUCAGCAUCCACAAACAAUGGAUCUGGAGACAAGGAAACCUUCAGCAUCUUCUACUAGCACAACAGAAACAGAGUUCACCACAGCCUCUGAACUCACUACUCUGUUGUUAUCCUCCACUACGUCUUUGCCAUCUCCUUCAGUUGCGCCCAUCAUGAGAACAACUCUGCAAAGCACAACAGACUUUACAACUUAUGAAAGUACAUUGCCAGUGACCUCCAAACAUCCAUUCACAACAAUUCAUAACUUUACAACAACAAUAGAAUCUGAGACAACUGAAACUGUCAAAUCAGAAACUAUAACCCAAGAACACACAACUGCUAUGGCUUCACCUGUGGGGACUGAUCACACGACUGCUGCACCACCUAGCACUACCACUUCACCUGCAACUGAUACCAUCAGCACCUUCAUACCUUCUUUGUUGCAGCCAACAUCAACUUGUACACCUCCUUUUUCUUACCGGGUAGAUGAGUGUAGUGAAUACAUCUGCUUCAAUGGUCAUCUGAUGUUCCAUAAUGCAUCUCUGCAUUGUCGAAAUAAUGUCACUCAACCUAACUGUGGUCUCUUGGGAAUGCCAGUUCAAAUUAAUAAGGACCCCUGCUGCCCGCAAUGGGAAUGUCCCUGUCGUUGUUCCAUUAUUUCUGACUUGCGUGUCAUUACGUUUGAUGGUAACAAUGUUGCACUCUAUGAUAAUGGUUCCUAUAUUUUGGUAAAUUUACCAAGAGAAAAUAUUGUCGCUCACAUCGAAAAAUGUCCAACAAGUGAGAGUGUGAAUUCCAUUAGGCGCCCUACUGCUACUGGAGGAACCUCUGGGUUGUGUUUUAAAAAGCUGAAUAUCACAACACAUUCCUUUAAAAUUCUUAUUAACCGACUGGACAGAAAGGUUUCCAUAAAUUUUAUAAAUGGUCGACUGCCAUUUACACGACAGUCAUUACACAUAGAUGACACUGGCACUAUGUAUGUCAUCAAUACACCAGGCGGUGUGAGUAUCCAGUGGUACCAUAGUACUGGCAUCAUAGUCCUGCAGUAUAACUCUCCUUACAACACAACAAGUGGAACUCAAGGGCUCUGUGGCUGCUGUGAUGGAAACCCUGCAGAUGACCUGAAACUUCCAAAUGGAACAAUAAUUAAAAAUGUGGAGGAUAUCCCAAUCUUUUUGUACAGCUGGAUGGUAAAUACUUCAGAAGAGACUGACUAUUUUCGCAGAGUGGGAUAUAAUUGUACUACUGGCAACUGUACAAAAUGUUUUCAAAUGCUGAAUCAAAAUCCUUUUACUGCCUGUCAUGAAAAGGUUUCCCCGGAACAAUUCUGUGACAAGAUUUGGGCUGGUGAUCUUCACUACAAAGACCAUGAAUGUGAUUUUCUUGCUGCUUAUGUUGCAAUCUGCUACACACAUAACAUCUGUAUUAACUGGAGGAAACCAGAAUUUUGUCCACUAAAAUGUCCACCUGGAAAAGAAUACCAUCCAUGUGUAAGUACAUGUAAGACAAAGACCUGUCAGAAUAGAGAAUAUUAUGAAGAAUCCACCUGUUCCUAUAUAAGAGAAGAGUGUGUAUGCAAAAGUGGAACUAUUCUUCAUCGUGCAGACUCUGCAUUCUGCGUUACUGAGGACCAAUGUGUAUGUACUGAUAACGAAGGCAGGCCAAGAGCACCAGGAGAAGUAUGGAAUGGAUCAAAUAAGGGGUGCUGCAUGUACAGAUGCAUGGAGAAUGGUAGUGUCAUUGCAGUAGAGCCUGAUUGCAGUGAGGUUCCGUCUCCCAUCUGUGAGCGGGAGGGUGAAUAUGUCAUUGAUGUCAUUGAGGAAGGAGCUUGCUGUCCAAAAAAAAUCUGUGAGUGCAACUUAACAAUAUGUGACAAUGAAGUUCCCACAUGUGAAAAUGGAAAUAAACUUAUGAUUGGCUACAGCACCAUCUCCUGCUGUCCUGAAUACAGAUGUGAAUGUGAUUCCCUUGCCUGCCCCACUUCUGUGCCCUUGGAAUGCAGAGAAGACCAAUUUUUGGUGGAGGUUCGAGAGGAUAAGUCAUGUUGUUAUUCCUACCUAUGUGUUUGUGAGUCUUGUAUUGAUCCCAUUCCUGUAUGUAACGAGGGAGAAAUUUUGGCUGUGGAUCUGAACACAACCCAACAAUGUUGUCCUCAGUACCAUUGUGUCUGUGACGAGACACUGUGUCAUAUCCAUCAAAAUGAAUGCUUACCUGGAAUGAAUUUAAUUCGGAAGACUGUACCAGGAAAAUGUUGUCCAGAGUGGCACUGUGAAUGCAACUGUCAAAAUAAUUUAACACAAUUAUGCCAGUUAGGAGAGCUUCCUGUAGAAGACCAUACCUUUUCCAGUGCAUGUGGCUGUACUCAGUACAUUUGUAAAAAGGCCGAUGUGUGUCUUUUUCAAGGAAUCACUAUGUUGAGUCCCGGCCAGUCCAUGAUCCAGUACUUUGAGGGUGAUUUGUGUCACACAGUGCAGUGCUUGCAAGAGAUCGAUCUCACAACUGGCUUCCAUUCAAUGGAUGUGGUCACUGUAAAUUGUUCUGAGAAGUGUGGGGAGCACCAAAUCUACAUACCAUCUUCGGAUCCUCAUACAUGCUGUGGCUCCUGCAAAAAUGUGUCCUGUACCUUUGGGAAUGAAAAUGAGACUCUUGACAUUUAUACUGUAGGGAGUACAUGGGUUUCUAACUGCACUCGAUUUGAUUGUGUGGAGACAGCUGUCGGGGCUGUGAUUCUUGGCUCUGGAGUUGUCUGUCCACCUUUUAAUGAGACUGACUGUAUUCAGAAUGGAGGCACCGUGCAGAGCUACAAUGAUGGGUGCUGCAAGACAUGUAAAGAUGACGGAAGAACAUGUAAAAAAGUCACAGUCAGGACUACAAUCCGAAAAGAUGAUUGCAGAAGUACUACACCCGUGAUAGUGACCUCUUGUGAUGGCAAGUGCCCAUCGGCUACUAUUUUCAACUUUAAUGUGAACAGCCAUGCGAGAUUCUGCAAGUGUUGCAGAGAGAGUGGCCUGCAAAACCGGACAGUACCGUUGUUUUGUACUCGGAACAGCACUUCAGUGGACUAUGUUUUUCUGGAGCCAACAGACUGUUCUUGUCAGUGGAAUUAGCUUGUUUCUUGUGUAUUCAGUAAGUUUCAUACUGGGUCAAGGUCAAAUUGAACAUUACUUGUGCACACAAAGUGUUCUGCUAAAACUUUACUGAGCCUCAAGCAUGUGAAUGUUAUUAAUAAUAAGCAUAGUAAUGUGAAUAUACUGUAGUUCUACCUUUGUUGUCUAUUUGUUAUGCUUACAUUUUAUCUUUGAUUAUAACUGCAGUAAAAUUCUUUCAUUUUUGUUUUUUACUUUGAUGUUAUUUUUAUUAUAUUAUUUUCUGAGACAAUACAUACUAAACAUAUUUAUGAUUUAUACUUAGAUUCACUGAAUUACUUCAGUUUCCUGGUGAAAUAUACAAUGUCAUUUUGUGUUUACUCAUAGAUCACUCAUUAUUCAUAUCUGGAUAGUUAAUUCACUGGUUCUCUCAAUAAAACAACCACUCUCUUAUUAGAAAAAGUUAAAGUGGUAAAAUUAUUUUUAACAAAAGUUUUGAAAGUCAAAUUUAUCAUACUAUUUAUCAUUAUUGCAAGAGCCUUUAUUAAAACUGGAAUUAAAGUCUAUAUUUAAUAUUUCUGAGUUUUUAAAUAAAGGCUAGUGUUCUGCCUAUGGAAGGGUCCUCAGGUAAUAUUUUUAUGAGAAUGCAACCUGGCAUGCUGCUCUUCAGUUUAAUUCACGGCUGAAACACCCUUAUAACAUAUGCAGUAUUUUUAUUUGUUGUUUUCUUUCAUCUUUUGCUGUUCUUAACUUUUGCCCUUUUCCACUAACAGAUCUGCCUGCCCCU